Bemisia tabaci is the source of this 3371-nucleotide messenger RNA. It is a transcript of the gene Fbw5, whose product is annotated as F-box and WD repeat domain containing 5. Lineage: Eukaryota; Metazoa; Arthropoda; Insecta; Hemiptera; Aleyrodidae. Gene Ontology annotation, cellular component: Cul4-RING E3 ubiquitin ligase complex; SCF ubiquitin ligase complex. Gene Ontology annotation, biological process: protein ubiquitination. The record is from RefSeq and is a predicted model, not a curated record. Gene Ontology annotation, molecular function: protein binding.
UUUCCGCAACAUUUCCGACAAAAUUGAUGAUGAAAGUCGCUGUACCGACCUACGUCAUCAAAAAAAUCCAAGAUGCCCGAAAUGCAAACACCACUUAUCAGUCAUUUCAUCUUAUCAUAUCAAGUCAUGUUAUUGAGGAAAAGCUCUAAACGAUACGGCACACGAUAGUUUUCUCUGGACGCCACCUUCUAUUAAUUAUUCUCUAGAGCCAAAUUCAGCGUGUGAUAGCGGCAUAAUACUGUUCUAAUCUAAUAACUUUUCCUCUUCUACAAGAGGAAACUUAAUAUAUUUCCUUCGAGUUCUCGUGACUAUUCGAUCUACAGAACUUUUAAAAUGAGCCCAGUAUCAAGCUAAGCAGAUUGCAAGAAAUGGAUGGCAAAGGAGACCUCCUCAAUUCGGGGAGUGGAUCAAGUGACGAGUAUUACGGAUGGGAGUGUUUACCAGACAAUAUUUUGCUGCACAUAUUUCAGUACCUUGACUAUCAAAACGUACUGAAAGCAGGACUAAUCUGUAAGGCAUGGAACCGUAUCUCCUGUGAUGAGUUUUUGUGGCGGGACUUAUUUUACUCGGAUUUUAAAAUUAAUCGAAGCAAAGGCAUCGCUCCAGGCAAACAGUCAUGGCUGAGUGAAUAUAAGCGUUUGAUCUAUCACUGUCCAUCAUUACAAACGGAAGUGUUGGAACAUCAUAGAAAUCAAGUCUUACAUGUCAGUUUCUCGCAUAAUGGAAGAUAUUUUGCCACCUCCUCUAAAGACGCGUCAAUUAUUAUAUGGAAAUCAAGCUACCCUGCAACAAGGAAGUAUAGUCAUAAUAUGACCGAAUUUAGCUGGAUGUACACUCAGUUUUCACAGUUCAAUAAGUCUGACACUCUGCUAUUGGUCUCAGGAGUUCAUUUUGGGGCGCGGAUGAAUGUUUCGGGCUCAGGAGAAAUUGCUGUGUUUUCCCUUUUAGAAAAUGAAUUUCGAUUACAGUGUAGAGUUAAAAAUAAGCCGUACGACAUAUUUGGAGCAUGGUAUAGUGAAGCUUAUCUGCUCUCAGGAAAUAUCCACCCACUAGCUCAUUUAGUUCACGCCUCAGAACUGUGGUUGAACAAGGCCUCUCAGGAAACUGAAUCAGAACAUGUCCCCAUAACAAAUUUACUUUUCAGAUUUUACAGUAUUAAUGCAAGUACAAUCCGAGCACUGUUGGUAUCAAAUCUGGUCAAAGCUGCACCAAUGCCGUCAUCAUCGACCAUAUCAAAUAAAAUGAACGAAACUUCGAAUGAUGGAAUUCUUAACUUUUCAGAAAGUAACAAGCUUAACCAAAAAUGCAGCAGCACUGACAGUCUUAUGAGCAAUGAUCGUGCCUCCUUAGAAGAUUUACUCACUCCUCAGCUCAAUAGAAAUAAUUCCAAUGGUUCGGAUGACAAUUUAUUUAGCAGAACAUCAAAUUCUAGAACAUUUUCACAGUUGGAAGGCACUAAUGAUGAUGUUGAUGCCAUCAAAAAUGUAGAAAAGAUGAAAGAACUCAAUGAUAACUCAACUGUGAGCGUAAAUUUCUCAGAACCAGAAGAUUCAGUAGAAUCAAAUAGUUCCACUGAAGAAGAUUUAGCGGAAGAGCCUGAGAAGUAUUUAAUUUUCACGACUGGUUCAAAAACAUGCUAUCCACAUCAAAUUGGAUUCAAACAGAUAAAACCAAGAUCAUUUCCAAGACGGAUGCCGCAAGGACCCUCAUUAGCAGAGCGAAUUGCAAACAGAGAGAGAGAACGAGAAGCGCAACACAGGGUAGAACCUAAUUGGUUGGACUUUGAAGCUGUGUCUGAUCGUUUUGAUAAAAUAGACCAUUGCAUUGAUUUACAUGGUCAUGUAAUUGGUAUGGCUCUCUCGCCUGACCAUAGGUUUUUGUACGUGAACAAUCGACCAUGGCCAGAGAAUUACAAAAUUGAAAAUCCUUUUGAGCCGCCCCCUAUUGCUCAAGAAAUUGAUAUUCAUGUUAUAGACUUGACAACGUUUCAAACAGUUGGAACUAUGUUAAGGUCUCACAAGGCUUACACACCGAACAAUGAAUGUUUUUUAAUUUUCCUUGAUGUUUCACAUGACUAUGUUGCAAGUGGAGCUGAGGAUAAACAUGGUUAUUUGUGGGAUCGUCAUUAUGAGGUAUGCCUAGCUAAAUUCCCUCAUACAGAUGUUGUUAACUCGGUAGCUUUUAAUCCUCAAGAUCCUGAAAUGUUAGUUACAGCUUCAGAUGAUUUUUCGAUCAAAGUUUGGCGCUCCAAAGCUAGGAUAAAAAAGCUGUUGUCUGAGGAGGAAAUAUCAUCUCUUAAACGGUGUGUCUCUAUAGCUCACAAAGUCGGUUACAUCGAAGAUUAACCAGAUCAGCCUGCUUUAUAGUGUUGUUUUCGAAGGCAAUUACACUAUCAGUGUAACGGUAUUUAUUUUUCAAGAUUCCAUUCAAAAUGGGCUUGCUAUCAUGAAACCUUACGAUGGAACAUUUCUACACCUUCUUUUAGAUUCUUCUGACAGGUAGUAGGGAAAAAUUUGAUUUGGGUUAAUUGUAUGACGGAAUAGCCCAAUCACUGCCUGUCACUAACACCACUACACUGACUGUUUAUUAUAAGUAGGUGGUUCUUUGGCAUCGGGGGAAUGAUAGAUUAGUCAAUUGAUCAAUUGACAAUUUCUGAAUUUCUGGACAUUCCUUGAAAAUUUUCAAGCAUCACAUCAUGUUGUAGGAAGUCAGGUAUUUUUACACAAAGUUUGAACAAUAAACAUUAUGAAAGAGAUUUAAAACGAUGUCCGGAGUGAAUUUCAUCCUGAAAUUCAGAAGUGUAUAGGUGGUAGCUCUGUGCCUGUUUAGAAUAACAUAAAGUAGACACCUGUUGUUUUGACUGAUUUUCUACCAUACCUAUUUACGAAGAAUUAAAUGAAGCAAAAAAUUCAUUUUCAUCUAUUUGCUUGAAGCUGCAUGGAUUGAAAGGUUUCGCUCAGUGUUUUUCUUGACUGAUAUCAAAGUUUUUUGCAGGCUAAUCACUUCAAGAUGUUGUAUUUGUCGUUUGGUGGGAAUACUGACAUCAGAAGCCAUCAGGUUCCGUUUACUGGUAGGAAUGGCGAUAAUACAUUCAUCAAUUUAUGUCCCAAUUAUAGCUACCCUUGUAGCAGGGACUGUGCGAAUUCUCUAACAAAAUCUUGCAUAUUUUAAUUGACAAACUCCAAAUAAAACUGUUAAAAUGUACAAAGAAGGAAACCCUCAUUGGGAUUUUUUUAACAUAAAAUUUACAAGGGGUCUUUAAAUACAAUAGUUGUUUUAAAAAAACUCUUCUCUCAUACAAAUGAUACAUUGGUUUUUUGACACUUUUUUAACGUAAAUUAUACAUUCAAAAGUUGUUUUGAAGAAUCACA